Diceros bicornis minor is the source of this 531-nucleotide messenger RNA. RefSeq names its product antigen WC1.1-like. Bases 1 to 393 code for a protein of 130 amino acids. The record is from RefSeq and is a predicted model, not a curated record. NCBI's taxonomy places the organism in Eukaryota, Metazoa, Chordata, Mammalia, Perissodactyla, Rhinocerotidae. The transcript has 3 exons.
AUGGGAAAAGAUUUUCUGUUUGUGAUGUUUUUCUCUCUACCAGGUAACCUGUCUGAUGACUCAGUGACUAAGCUGCCGUAUUACUCAGGGGACAACGAGGAGAAUGGAGGCCCUGAAGCUGCUCCAGAGCCUCCAGGACAGCAUGUCAAUGCCACAGGAAAUGGUUAUGAUGAUGUUGAAGAGUUGCCUGUUCCUGAAAUUCCUUCUUUCCCUGGGAUGAAUGAGAAUUAUUUUUUCCCAGAGGAGGGAAGUAGUGCCAGGUAUUCCCAAAAAGGCAUCUCUCUGCUGUCUCUUAGACAAGCUAUCAAGUCUAGCAUGGAAGAGAAAGGACCUUCAUUGGUCCUGAGACAAGAAGACCCUGGGUAUGAUGAUGUUGAGCUUAGCACCAUGUAGCACCAUUUUUGGUGCCAGUAACUCGCUGAAGAAUCUCUGUAACAUUGUUUCCCAAACAAAUGAGAAUCCUGUCUUCUUCAUUACUGCAAAGCUUUUACACAUACCUAUAAUGAAAGGAAAUUAUUCAUAAUAAAUACU